Molecule: messenger RNA, 2107 nt
Organism: Sorex fumeus (smoky shrew)
Lineage: Eukaryota; Metazoa; Chordata; Mammalia; Eulipotyphla; Soricidae
Gene: PHKG2
Product: phosphorylase kinase catalytic subunit gamma 2
Exons: 10
Coding region: 133-1350 (405 amino acids)
Biological process (GO): glycogen biosynthetic process; protein phosphorylation
Cellular component (GO): phosphorylase kinase complex
Molecular function (GO): phosphorylase kinase activity; ATP binding; calmodulin binding
Source: RefSeq, a predicted model, not a curated record
GGCGUGGCUUGGGGCGUUCGCGGGCUCCUUCCGGACCUGGAGUAAGGGACGAGAGGCGAACGCCACGGUAGAGCGGGCUCCCGCCAACCCUGGCUUGUCUCUCCGCCCCCGAGGGCCACCUCCUCUUUCAGAAUGACGCUGGACGUGGGGCCGGAGGAUGAUCUGCCCGACUGGGCUGCUGCCAAGGAAUUUUACCAGAAAUAUGACCCUAAGGACGUCAUUGGCAGAGGAGUGAGCUCUGUGGUUCGCCGCUGUGUUCAUCGAGCCACUGGCCAGGAAUUUGCCGUGAAGAUCAUGGAAGUGACAGCCGAGCGACUGAGUCCUGAGCAGCUGGAGGAGGUGCGGGAAGCCACUCGGCGAGAGACACAUAUCCUUCGCCAGGUCGCCGGCCACCCCCACAUCAUCACUCUCAUCGAUUCCUACGAGUCUCCUAGCUUCAUGUUCCUGGUGUUUGACCUGAUGCGGAAGGGAGAGCUCUUUGACUAUCUCACGGAGAAGGUGGCCCUCUCAGAAAAGGAAACCAGGUCCAUCAUGAGGUCUCUGCUGGAAGCUGUGAGCUUUCUCCACGCCAACAACAUCGUGCACCGAGACCUGAAGCCCGAGAAUAUUCUCCUGGAUGACAAUAUGCAGAUCCGCCUUUCAGAUUUUGGGUUCUCCUGCCACUUGGAACCUGGCGAGAAGCUUCGAGAGUUGUGUGGGACGCCAGGAUACCUAGCACCAGAGAUCCUGAAAUGCUCCAUGGAUGAAACCCACCCUGGCUACAGCAGGGAGGUUGAUCUCUGGGCCUGUGGGGUGAUUCUGUUCACACUCCUGGCCGGCUCGCCACCAUUCUGGCACCGGCGCCAGAUCCUCAUGCUGCGCAUGAUCAUGGAGGGCCAGUACCAGUUCACUUCGCCCGAGUGGGAUGACCGUUCAAAUACCGUCAAAGACCUGAUCUCGAGGCUGCUGCAAGUGGAUCCUGAGAAGCGCCUGACAGCUGAGCAAGCUUUACUGCACCCCUUCUUUGAGCGCUGUGAAGGCGGCCAGCCCUGGACGCUUACCCCCCGCCAACGGUUCCGGGUGGCAGUUUGGACGAUACUGGCAGCUGGACGAGUGGCCUUAAGCACCCACCGCGCUCGGCCCCUGACCAAGAGUGCGCUGUUGAGGGAUCCUUAUGCGCUGCGGCCCGUGCGGCGCCUCAUCGACAGCUGUGCCUUCCGCCUGUAUGGGCACUGGGUGAAGAAGGGCGAGCAGCAGAAUCGGGCGGCCCUGUUCCAGCACCUGCCCCCUCGGCCCUUCCCCGCUGGGGGUCCUGAAGAGGAGGAAGACUCGGCUUCUGUCAGCGAUGAGACAAUGCUGGAGCAGGGCUAGCGCCGCAGCAUGGGGAAGCCCGCCAAGCUUCUCUACAUUCCAGUCCCUCCAGGCUCUCUCAGCCACUCUGCCUGCCAUGGCCACCGUGUGAUCAGUCUCAAAGCCCAGCCCUGCGCACCUGUGGCCACUGGCCAGGGCUUCACCAUCAGAGCCGAGGGAUGAGGGAGUCACUCAGGUAGCUCCAGCUGGCCUAGAGAGUUCUGCCCGCGUCACCGCCUAUGCAAUAAAAGCUGCUCUGCCAGGAAAGCCAGUGCCCUAUGUCUGGUGUCCGGCUUCCACCGGGAAGCCCGGCAGGUGUUCAGUAGGGGGAUAGGGAUGUGGCCACUCAGACCUAGACUUUUAUUGGGGAAAACCUUGAGUCACUUGGUCUUGUUCUUCCCUUUGCCUGGUGGAAGCUGAAAGGGCCGCUCUAACGUGACCAACUUGCUGUUGAGCCUUUCCUCGCUGGCCUUGAGCUGCUCUUCCACCAGCUGUUUGAGCUGCUCCAGCUCCUUGUUCAACUGAGUCCUGAUGUAGGCUCGGAGGAAAGAUAUGUGACCUGCAGGACCAGGGAAAGAGACACUGGGGCCAAGGGACCGCCCCUGGCUGGGCUAACCAUCACCAAGGCACCUCGGGGACUGCCCCUUGGAGAGCAGAGGCAUAGGUGGGGCAAGGCGGGCGGGCUUGCGGCCAAGCAGCAGUGGGACCUUUGGCAGAUUAUUUGACCUUCCCAUAGCCCAGUCUACUGUGUGAAAAGAUAGCAGGGACACCUAGCAUC